AUGACACCCAAUGUUGCGCCUUCUCUGACGUCUCAUCUCCUAAGCAUCUGCGCGGGCCCAUUUGCGCAAGCAACACAGCGACCGUUCCUGUCGCAUGCCGGUUGUGGAUCGCUAGGAGCAGGACCGUUGUCGCAAUGGCUGGUACAAGACGGACACUAUGCGCGAGGCUACAUUCGCUUCAUAGGACAGCUUUUGGCCAAGAUAAGACUGCCGCAGACGCAGAACUCGCAGUUCCACCCCAUGUAUCGCACCAUGGACCUACUCAUCUCCGCGCUGAACAACAUGCGAAGAGAGAUGCAGUUCUUCGAGAUCACCGCGACCAAGUAUGGGCUUGCGUUGGGCAUGGAACCGCCUACGCCUAUUACGCGUGCCAUGCUCGAUCUUCUCGUGAGCGCGAGUAGUGCGAGCGCAUCGCUUUUAGAGGGUAUGGUCGUGCUAUGGGCAAGCGAACAUUGCUAUCGCUCCGCCUGGCAAUAUGCCGCCUCCUUCUCCAAUACCCUCUCCAACACCUCCACUGACUCGCACAUCGUCGCCCUCCACCAAGCCCUAAUACCGAACUGGACCUCCCCUGCCUUCAGCAAAUUCGUCGAGGCGACACGCGCGCUCGUCGAUGAGCUAGCAAACAUCACAACUACACGCGAUGGCAAAGAGGAAAUGUCGCGCUGCGAAGAGAUCUUCCGACAAAUGUGUUGGCUAGAAGAGCGCUUCUGGCCCGACGUCGACAACAUGGGUGAUAACAACGAGAGCGUGAGAAUGGGUCCACCGAUGGGCGGCCCCAUGAGCGCAGGCCUGGAGAACAACAUGCAUAAGAACAUGCCCAACGGCCUUCCCGUCGCAAUCAACGGAAACGGAGUCCACAACCACAAUCGGAACAACAGCAUGCCCGGCCCCAGCAUGAACAACAACGGUGUACCCACGAACAUCCACGGCAACCCCGUAAACGGCCGGAACAGCAUGAGCGGUCCCGUUCGUAACGCGAGCAUCAACGGCCCUAUCAAUGCGGCUAUCAAUAAGCACGACAGCACACCCGUCAACGAUAACCGGAAUCCCUUUGGUAUGCCCAACAGAGGCGGUAUGGACAAUGUUGGCCAAGGCUCAUAG
Alternaria hordeiaustralica is the source of this 1101-nucleotide messenger RNA. RefSeq lists its product as uncharacterized. The coding region runs from base 1 to 1101 and encodes 366 amino acids. The record is from RefSeq and is a predicted model, not a curated record. The transcript has 2 exons. NCBI's taxonomy places the organism in Eukaryota, Fungi, Ascomycota, Dothideomycetes, Pleosporales, Pleosporaceae.